Fibroporia radiculosa is the source of this 1521-nucleotide messenger RNA. RefSeq lists its product as uncharacterized. The coding region runs from base 1 to 1521 and encodes 506 amino acids. The record is from RefSeq and is a predicted model, not a curated record. NCBI's taxonomy places the organism in Eukaryota, Fungi, Basidiomycota, Agaricomycetes, Polyporales, Fibroporiaceae. The transcript is spliced from 4 exons.
AUGCUGAGUGCGCGCCCAAUUGCGCUGAACGCUGAUACUCGGACCCCCGGAAGGGCUCUAAAGGGCCGCAGUACUCUCCAAGAGAAUGUGUACCGAGGAUCCAUGACAAUCAGUGUCAAAGGGAAGGGCGCACUGACUCCUCAUCGCCCUCUUGCCUCUCGGCCUCAUAAAACUUCCAAAGAUCAAGGCCAGCCCACAGUAUCCCGACCACUUGGGGAUAAAACUCCCUUCCCAAAUAGAGUAGCGAAUUUAGUACCGUUCUGUCCUCCAGAACCCCUGACUGGAAAACUGGCCAAGCUCUCCCUGCUCGAUGCCCCACCCACUCUAGCUACUAUAACUCCCGGUGCCCUCUUGCGUCCGUCUUCAGCUAGAAAAAGUCUCCGAUCACCUAGGCUCAGCGAUUCUGGUGGGAGGGCAUUCGAGCUCAGGACGCCAGUUACUCAAGGCAAUCACUGGGAUGUCAGUGACGGUGAUGUUGAUCUUGGACAGCAUGUAAGCGUUGAGGAGACCGAAGCUGUCCAGGAAGAAGACUACGAUGAAAUUGAAUAUAUGCCGCCUGCCGCGACUUUUCCACCAUAUGAACCCCCAUUCGAGAUGCCGAACUACAAAAUCGCCGGGAGAGCCCUGUUGGAACUGGCUCAUUCAGCUAAAUUCGACGAUACGGCAGACCUAUAUUGUGCACAGGAUAUUGAAGUCGACAUUGACCCCCGUGAGGUUUGGAACAUGAGUGGCUUUGUGGCUUCACCAUUAGAUUGGGAGAGAGUGGAGCUACCUGAGCUCGAGAAUGAUAGCCCUUUGCCGCGGAAAGCAACAUCAACCAACUCAGCUGCCAAAUUGUGCAAGCCUCAGGCUCGCACGCAUGUAUCAAGCUCUACAGCCGCUCAUCGACCCACAGCUGCUGCACGAUCUGUUCCUUCUGUGCGUUUGCAAGGUACUUCCCAACCAAUCCAAAUGUCUACCAGGUCCACCGGUAAUUCAGCGUCUGGCUUCACUACACGGCAAGCGGCACGUUCCUCGACGAACGCCUCUUCUAACGGUGGAAACGGCGCGAAACAGUCUGCACCCUCCACGAGAUCGAGUGCUCGAUCUACCGCAUCUACCAAUGUACGGUCAACCACAGCUUCAGGGACCCGCGGAGCGGGCACUACAAAGCCUGUCCAGUCUCUUGUACAUGCUCGAUUGUCGGCGAACGCGAUUACUCCCGCAACUAGGGCGGCUACGGCAAGGAAGGCAAAUGUAACCGUUAGCUCCGUCCCUCCUGCCGCUUCGACCUCGGUCGUGGGACGCAGAACUCCAGUAGUCGUGGGCUCGACGAUACGGAAUACUAAAACUGUGCGCUCUGCGUCAGUCGAGACGACACGAUCGCGCCCCGUCCCCAAAGCCAAAACAUCAGGACCAAGUGUCAACGCGUUGAGCAUGGCUGCUUUGGAGGAAACUGAACCCUUGGAUGGCGGACUUGUGAUAAUGUUUGACGAUAUAUGUUCUGAUGGAUUUGAAGAGGAUUUCGUGUUCAACAUAUAG